AUGGCCGAUGAAUAUGCAGCAGUUAAACGCGGGAAAUUAAUCUUAAAAGGAGAUAAACCCAAGGGCAAGAAACGGAAACACAAGAGUGACAAGAAAAGUCAGGCAGAUCGGACUGAUGUCAAUGAUGACUCAAACAAAUGCGGUGGCUGGUGGAAGGUCACAAAGAUAGAAGAUAUAACUGGUUCUAUAUCCAUUGAAUUUGGUACCAACGCCUAUAUUUCUGCUCUCGACAAUGGCUUAUUUACAAUUGGAGCUCCUCACGAUGAAGGCACUGGUCCAUCACCUGAAGAAAUUUUCACAGCUUUCCCAGCAGGAGAAAAUAAAUUUGCCCUUAAAUCAGGGUAUGGGAAAUAUUUAGGUGUAAGUAAAGAUGGAACCGUUAUAGGAAGAUCGGAUGCUGUCGGUCCUAUGGAACAGUGGGAGCCUGUAUUUCAAGAUGGGAAAACAGCAAUCCUGAGUUCCCUAAACAAGUUCAUGUCAGUAGACCCCGAAGACGAUUCUGUGCUCGCUAAAUCCACAUCAGCAGGAGAGCACGAGUUCUGUAAUAUACGAAGUAACAGGACCAAGGAGGAGAAUAAAGCCAUCAUACCUGAUGAAGAACAGGCCGAUUUGUCACAAGUUGAAAUUAAUUAUGUAAAGAAGUUUCAAAAGUUUCAAGACAAAAAACUACGCUUGAAUGACGGCAGUGUGAAGGAACUGAAAAUAGCUAAAAAGGAAGGCACCUUGCACGAAACACUAUUAGAUCGUAGAAGCAAGAUGAAAGCAGAUCGUUAUUGUAAAUGA
Molecule: messenger RNA, 783 nt
Organism: Arctia plantaginis
Lineage: Eukaryota; Metazoa; Arthropoda; Insecta; Lepidoptera; Erebidae
Source: the annotation of a GenBank genome assembly